Molecule: messenger RNA, 1188 nt
Organism: Aspergillus calidoustus
Lineage: Eukaryota; Fungi; Ascomycota; Eurotiomycetes; Eurotiales; Aspergillaceae
Source: the annotation of a GenBank genome assembly
AUGAGGAAACCAUCCGCAUCAACUUCGAUAUACCCCGGGGAUCUUGCAGAUUGCAGUGGCUUGGAUGAGUGUCAUCCGUGUCCUGGGGCGAUGAGCUACCCACCAUCUCAUAAUGGUCAAUAUUCUCCGCAGUACCUGCAACAACAUCACAACCUCCAUCCGCCGCAGCAGACCGUCCAACCCCAACUUCUGUAUAACAAUGUGAACGCCGUCAACGCGAACGCGUCAGCGUCCGCAUACCAAUAUGGCAAACCCGCCGCCUUUCAUCAGGCAAGGAUACCGUCCUAUGACAAUUACGGUCAAAUGUACUCCCCGCAACAACAGCAUCAACCGCAGCUACAGCAACCGCCUCCCCCGCCGCAACAAGCACCUCCGCAAUAUGUGAACCCAUCCGAUAUCUUUCAACAACCGCUUCUCCCUUCACCGGCGCCAUCCUCUUUCAACACCCACUGCCCGCCUCAAUAUUCCGCACAGCAACCUGCAGCAGGCCCUGUCGCUAGCAACAAUCAUCCCCCAUCUCCAACUCUUACCACCUCUACUCCAAUCCAGCCCACGCCCUCAGCAUCAGCUUCAGCAUACAGCCCGAUGCCUAGCGCUAAGCAAUCAAACCACCAGGCCCCGAGCAAACCUUCUCAACCCGCACCACCACCUCCGACUCCCAAACCUGCGAUGAAGCAGAAGCCUGUUACAGCUACCCCGCCGAUUGCUCCGACACCGCCAGCAGCAGCACCGUCCCCAAAGCCAGUGCAGGUCUUGAUUCCGACGCCGUCUCCAGAUGUACAGCACAAGGUACAACAACAACGUGCGCCACCCAAGAAGCAAACGCAGAAGCAGCCAACGCAGCAAUCUGUGCGGACACCCGCAAAACCCGGUAUAGACUACCAAGUACUCUUGUUGGCGAUGGCAGAUGAAUAUCUCAAUGCGGCUCAUAGUCAAGGAACUACGGUGGCACUGUUAAAAAAGGAAAUGGAAUUGGAGGAGUAUUACAGGCUUGUCGCUACUGGCCUCGGCUGUCUCGAGGCCGUUUUAAAGAAUUGGAGGCUACAGCCACGUGUAGAGGCUUUGGUCCGACUAAGAUAUGCACGUAUUCUCUUCGAGGAGACAGAUAACGAUCUGGAAGCGGAGACGGCAUUAAGCAAAGGGAUUGAUCUGUGCGAGCGCGUGAGCUACCAAAAUUGCAUUAUAUGA